This is a messenger RNA of Neohortaea acidophila, 831 nucleotides long. RefSeq names its product 60S ribosomal protein L8-B. The record is from RefSeq and is a predicted model, not a curated record. The coding region runs from base 1 to 831 and encodes 276 amino acids. The transcript is spliced from 4 exons. NCBI's taxonomy places the organism in Eukaryota, Fungi, Ascomycota, Dothideomycetes, Mycosphaerellales, Teratosphaeriaceae.
AUGACCCUCAGGCCACCACAGACUCCCAUGGAGAUCCUGUCGCCUCCCAAAUCAGGCAAGAAAGUGGCCGCCGCGCCCUUUCCAGCUUCCAAGCCGGGUGCUGGCAAGAAGCAGGCUAAGAACCCUCUCAUCGAGCGCCGCCCCCGCAACUUCGGUAUCGGCCAGGACAUCCAACCCAAACGCAACCUCUCGCGCAUGGUAAAAUGGCCGGAGUAUGUCCGCCUUCAACGCCAACGCAAGAUCCUCAACAUGCGCCUCAAAGUCCCGCCUGCGAUUGCGCAAUUCCAGCACACCCUCGACCGCAACACCGCCGCGCAGCUCUUCAAGUUCCUUAACAAGUACCGACCUGAGACCAAGGCGGAGAAGAAGGAGCGUCUGCUCAAGGAGGCCUCUGCCGUCGCCGAGGGCAAGAAGAAGGAGGAUGUCAGCAAGAAGCCUUACGCCGUCAAGUACGGGCUCAACCACGUCGUUGCUCUCAUCGAGUCCAAGAAGACUGCGCUCGUCAUCAUCCCCAACGAUGUUGACCCCAUCGAGCUCGUCGUCUUCCUGCCCGCGCUGUGCCGCAAGAUGGGUGUCCCGUACGCCAUCGUGAAGGGCAAGGCCCGAACCGGCACUGUCGUUCACAAGAAGACUGCCGCCGCUCUCGCCAUCACGGAGGUGCGCAAGGAGGACGAGUCGGAGCUGUCGAAGAUCGUGUCGGCGGUCAAGGAGGGCUACUUGGAGAAGAACGAGGAGUCAAGACGUCACUGGGGUGGUGGUAUCAUGGGCGCCAAGGCACAGGCCCGUGAGAGGAAGAAGAAGGAGCGGGCCGACCGUGAAAUCAAGAUCUAA